UCAUUAAAAUAUCGUUGAUUUUCAUCUACCAACGCGGCAACAACAGUGAAAUAGAAGCAGACGCUUUUUCUGUGGACGGAUUUUUUUCCCAUUUGUUUACUUUGCUGUUUAUUCUGUGGGAUUUUAUUUACACUUAUCUGGAUUUUACUUUUGGAGUAUUAUUGUGCUUAUUUUUGGUUUAUCCAUUUAGAGUGACUACAUUUGAUAUUAUUUUCAACCGGUGCAAAUAACCGAAAUAUUAGUAAGGGUAAUGUGAAUGCCGGGGGUGAGUGAUGUCACAAAGGGAAGAUGCCAUUAAAUUCGAAACAGGUCGAAUUAAGGCGCUCCAGGAGGAGCGUCUUCACAUACAGAAAAAGACUUUUACCAAAUGGAUGAACUCUUUCCUACAAAAGGCAAGAAUGGAAGUGGAAGACCUUUUCACUGAUCUUGCCGAUGGUAAAAAGCUUCUGAAACUCCUUGAAAUCAUAUCCGGUGAAAAACUUGGAAAACCUAACCAUGGAAAAAUGCGGGUGCAUAAAAUUGAAAAUGUCAAUAAAAGUUUGGCAUUUCUUCACACGAAAGUUAGAUUAGAAAGUAUUGGCGCUGAAGAUAUUGUAGAUGGAAAUCCAAGAUUAAUAUUAGGUUUAAUAUGGACAAUAAUUUUAAGGUUUCAAAUACAAGAAAUCGAAAUUGAUGUUAAUGAAGAUGACGAAAGUAGUGAAAAGAAAUCUGCUAAGGACGCUUUGCUACUUUGGUGCCAAAGAAAAACAGCCGGGUAUCAAGGUGUUAAUAUACAAGACUUUCAUGUGUCCUGGAGAACUGGCCUUGGAUUUAACGCUCUUAUCCAUUCCCAUCGUCCGGAUCUGAUAAAUUUUAAUGCUCUUCAUAGCAACACCCACAUCCAGAACCUCAACAAUGCAUUCGACAUUGCACAGAAAGAGCUCGGAAUUCCCCGACUCUUGGAUGCUGAAGAUGUUGACACAAGUAAACCUGAUGAGAAAUCUGUCAUUACAUAUGUUGCCUCUUACUAUCACACAUUUGCCAGAAUGAAGAGCGAAAUGAAGGGUGGGAAACGAAUUGCCAAUAUAGUUAGUCAAAUGAUGGAAGGUGAUAAAUUGAAGAAUAAUUAUGAAUUGUUUACCAGUAAUCUUCUUCACUGGAUUCAAAUGAAGAUAAAAGAUCUUGAUAACCGAAACUUUCCUAAUUCUCUAGAAGGGAUACAAAAAGAGCUUAUGAUUUUCAAGGAAUACAGAACAAUUGAAAAACCGCCCAAAUACAAAGAGCGUAGUGAAAUUGAGGCAUUGCUUUUUUCAAUCCAAACAAAAAUGAAGGCGUUGGGGCAACCUUUAUAUGUGCCCCCUGAAGGGCAAUUGGUACAUGAUAUUGAAAGAGCCUGGGACGAAUUGGAAAAAGCCGAACACAGAAGAGAGGUGGCUCUGAGAGAGGAGCUUCUGAGACAAGAGAAAUUAGAAAAUCUUGCAUAUAGGUUUGAAAGAAAAAGUGUUGUUCGAGAAGGUUAUCUAAAAGAAAUGAUCCAAGUGCUCUCUGAUCCUCGAUAUGGCAGCAACUUAUCACAAGUUGAAGCUACUGUUAAAAAACAUGAGGCCAUUAGUGCAGAUAUUCUUGCUAGGGAAGACAGAUUUAAAAAUUUAACAACAAUGGCUGAUGAGCUUGUUUCAGAAAACUACCACAGCAAGGAGAAAAUUAAAAUAAGGGAGCAAGAAAUAAUGCAGAGAUGGGCUUAUCUAUUAGAACUCUUGAAAAAGCAUCGAUCUACUUUAACAAAUUUAAGCAACCUGAUGUGCAUGUUACGAGAAAUCGACACUAUUACUGUUGAAAUAAAAGACAUGGAAAGCAGUUUUUAUAGUGAUGAUUUGGGCCGUCAUUUAUUGGCCGUUGAAGAUUUACUUCAGAAGCAUAGUCUGGUUGAAGGUCAGAUCGCAUCUCAUGGGGACACCAUUCGUAAAUUGAACAAACAAGCAUUGGGUUACAUUAAUGAUGGUCACAAGGAAGCUCCGAUUCUGCAGAAGCGCCUCAAUAAGUUAAAUGCUGAAUAUGAAAACUUAGAGAGUUUGGCAUCAAAUCGUCGUGUUAAGUUGGAAGAAUCUCGUACUUAUUACCAGUUUGUGCAAGACCAAGAAGAGGAAGAUGCUUGGAUGGUUGAGAAGCAACUGAUUUGUAAAUCCGUUGUUCCUGGAAAAGAUCUACAGGGAGCUUUAUCUCUUCAACAAAAACACAAGGCACUGGAUGUUGAAAUCAAUGCACGUUGGCCUCAAAUUACCAAAGUUAUGGAAGCUGGAAAUGCACUGAAAGCCCAGAGGCAUCCUGAGAGUACAGACGUUUCACACCGAAUCGAUGCAUUGAAAAAGAAUUGGGACAAGCUACGAGAACUUUGGACAUUAAAAUCCAAGCAACUGGAAGACGCCUCAGCAGCCUAUCAGUACCAAGCUGAUGCAAAUGAAGCUGAAUCCUGGAUGAAAGAAAAACGACAAUUAAUGUCAAGUACUGAUUAUGGAAAAGAUGAACCAAGUGCUCAGGCUCUUUUGCAGCGUCAUGCCCAUCUAGAGGGAGAGAUUAAGGCCUAUAGCUCUGAUAUUGAACGUUUAAAUGAACAAGCAGAUCUGAUGAUUAAAUCUGGUGUUGCUACAUACUUUUUGUCUGAAACUGCUGAUGAACCUGCUGGUGAUGAAUGGAUUGAAGAGGUAGUAAUAGCCCCUGUUGAAGAGUGGGUAGAGGAAAUGGUUGAAAAAGAAGUGGUAAAAGAAUUUUUGGAAGAUCGAAAAAUUCCUCAAGUGCACGCCAUGUAUAAGUUUGCUGGUAACGAGUUUGAUGUAGAUAAAGGAGAAGUAAUGAUGCUGUUACAAAAGACUAACUCUGAUUGGUGGAACGUUCGCAAAUCUAAUGGCCUUGAGGGUUUUGUUCCUGCAAAUUAUGUGAGUGAAAUUGAGCCAAAAGUAGUUCGUAAAAGGACUCAAAAAGUGAUGAAAGUUCCUGAAAAAUGUAGAAUUAAAAAGACUGUUAUGAAAAAGCAAGUGGUGAAAAAGAAGAAUCAAGCAUUACCUUAUAAAAAAGUUCUAUCUCGAUCACCAAGUAAAUCUCAAGAGUUCAUUCAGCGCCGCCAAAAAGCCAUAAAUGAAUCCUAUGCUGAACUUAAAGAAUUAUCUAAGGCUCGAAGACAUUUCUUGGAGGAUGCCAUACACUUGUUUAGUUUUUACAGAGAAUGUGAUGAUUUUGAAGCUUGGAUGAAAGACAAAGAUCGAAUACUAACUACAAAAGAUCCAAAAGAAGGAGUGGAAGUUAUGAAAAAGAAAUUUGAGAUUUGGCAAAACUUUUUGACUGACUUAUCUGCCACUAGUCGUCGUGUUGAUGAAAUUGAUGGGUGUGUUGAUGAUUUUGUUAAAACUAAACAUAGUCAAUUAGGAGCUGUGAAAUCAAGACAAAAUCAAAUUCAUGACAGGUGGAAAAGUUUAAAUAACCUAAAGACAGACAUUGAGAAGAGCUUAGAAGGUGCCACUAGUGUUGAGUUGUUUGAGAGAACCUGCGAUGACGCAUAUGAAUGGAUGCUAGAAAAGCUUGAAAAAAUUGAGACUGAUGACCUUGGGAGAGAUAUGAAAACUGUCCAAGCCUUACAGCGUAAACAUCAGAAUAUUGAAAGAGAAUUGGCACCAAUUGAGGAAAAAUUUAAUAGAGUCAAUCUAUUAGCCGAUUCUGUGAAAUCAUCAUAUCCUACAGAACGAAGCAAUGUGACCACUCGACAGCAAGAGCUAAAUGAUCUUUGGGUUAAAGUAAAGGAAAAAGCUGCCCAAAGACGUGCCAGAUUGGAUGAAUCACUAGGUUUGCAAAUAUUUAGAAACAGUGUGAAAAGCCUUCUUACAUGGGUGAGUGGUGUUAAACAGUCUCUGAACAGUGAUGAACCUGCGCGAGAUGUUGCCACUGCAGAAAAUCUUUUGAAAAAACAUCAAGACCUCGGUGAUGAUAUAGCUGCACAUCAGGAUGAAUUUACAGAUAUUCAAGGAUUAGGUGUAAGCUUACUUCAGAAGAAUCCAGAGUCAAUGGAAAUUCGAGAUGCACUAGUGCAGCUACAAGAAGAACAGGACGCUAUACAUCGAGGUUGGCAGGAAAAAGGGGAUUGGCUGAGGCAGUGCAUGGAUUUGCAAGUUUUCACUCGAGAAGCUGAUCAGAUCGAUAGCAUAACAAACAGUCAUAAUGCCUUCUUGGAGUUUGAAGAUCUUGGUACAAAUUUGGAUGAUGUUGAAACUUUAUUAAAGAGACAUGAGAAUUUCUUAAAUACACUUAUUGCUCAAGAUGAAAGGUUGAGAACUUUUAGUGAAAUGGCUGACAAACUUAUUGCUGCAAGGCACUACGAGAGUAAAUACAUUGAUGAAAAGAGGAAAAGUGUUUUGACACAGCGCCAAGCAGUUAAAGAAAAGGCAGAACAACGUAAAGCCAUGCUUUUAUCUUCUCAUGCAUUUCAAGAAUUCCGUACAGAUGUUAACCAGCUGUCUGCAUGGAUUCAAGAGAAAUUAAAAACUGCUUCUGAUGAAUCUUAUAGAGAUUUGACAAAUCUUGAACGAAAGCUACAAAAACAUGAAGCAUUUGAAGCUGAAUUAAAAGCAAAUGCUGAAAGGCUUGAUUCUAUCAAUAAGAAUGGUGGUAGUCUUCUUACUGGUGGUCACUAUGCAGGUGAAAAAAUCCAAGCACUUCUCAAGCAGCUGAAUGAGCAAUGGGAGGAAUUGUGUGCAAAAACUGUGGAAAAGGGACAAAAAUUGAGAGAGGCAAAUGCACAGCACACAUAUAAUAGAACUCUAGAAGAUGCUCGAACUAAGUUAGAUGAGCUAGAAAACUCAUUGGCCUCUGAAGACCUUGGACAUGACCUUAGAAGUGUUAAGAAGCUUCUGAAACGACAUCAGAUGCUUGAAAAUGAGCUUUUAACCUGGGAAACAAAAGUUACCGAGCUUGUAUUUCUUGGUGAGGAAAUGGCUAGCCAGGGUCAUUUUGAUGCUCAAAAUAUACUAAAAGGGACAAAGGCUGUUUCUGAAAGAUUCGAUAAGAUGAAGACCCCUGCUGCGCAAAGACGUUAUAUCCUUGAAGAAUCCCUUAAAUUCCACGAGUUUAACUUUGAAGUAGAUGCUGAAUUGCAGUGGAUCAAGGAACAUAUGCCUGCUGCAACAUCUCUGGUUCUUGGACAAAAUUUGAUAGAUGCCCAAAACAUGUACAAAAAACAUCAGAAACUUGAACGAGAGAUUACUGGACAUCAGCCUAUGAUUGAUAAGACCUUGUCAUCAGGGCAAUCACUCAUGGACCUAAAACACUAUGCAGCAGAUUCCAUAAAAUCUAAAUGUGUUGAACUUCAAGAUUCAUGGAAAACACUCUUGGAAUCUGCAUCAGAAAGGAAGAAAAAGCUUGAGUUAUCCCUGAAAUCACAAUCCUUUUUCUCAGAAGCUAAUGAAGUUGAGUUGUGGAUGAAUGAAAAAACUGAUGUUUUGGAAAGCUCUGACUAUGGAAAGGAUGAAGAUGCAGCAGUGAAACUUCUCACUAAACAUAAAGCUCUUGAACUGGAGAUUGAUACCUAUUGUAGUUUAAUCACAGAAAUGGGUCAUCAAGCUCAAAUAAUGAUUGAUUCCAAUCAUCCUGAUUCCAAAAUCAUAAGCAAUAGAAUGCAAGUUGUAAAUCAACAAAUGAAGAAUAUUCAGAAAUUAGCUAAUAUCAGGAGGCAAAAGCUUAUAGAAUCCAAGAAUUUACAUGAGUACUACAGGGAGAGUGAUGAACUCGAAAACUGGGUGAAUGAACAAAUGUUGAUGGCCAAUUCAGAAGAUUAUGGACAAGAUUAUGAACAUUUAUUGUUACUACAAUCCAAAUUCGAUGAUUUCAAAUUGCGUGUUGAAACUGGAUCAGAACGAUUUAAUCAAUGUGAAGAACUGGCAAAAAAACUUGUCGCUAGUGACAGUGGAUAUUCAGGAAAAAUUGACCAAAGGCAACAACAUUUAAGGCAAUCUUGGUCGGUACUGCUCGAUACGAUUGAAGCAAGGGAUCAAAAGCUGCAGGCAGCCGGAGAAAUUCAUCGCUUCAAUCGGGACGUUGCCGAUGCUCUGUCUAGGAUACAAGAGAAAUAUGCCAGCAUAUCUGAUGAUUUAGGACGAGACUUGAACAGUGUACAGAAUUUAAUUAGGAAACAUGAAGGGUUUGAAAACGACUUGGUUGCUUUAGAAGCUCAAUUGCAAAUAUUAGUGGACGAUAGUGCUCGAUUGCAAGGCUCUUAUCCGGGUGGCAAUGCUGAUCAUAUAUUAGAACAACAAAAUAUUGUGAUUGAGAACUGGAACACCCUGCAAGAAAGAGCAGCUCAACGAAAGAUUGAAUUGCAAGCAUCAUAUCAGCUGCAGCGCUUCUUGGCUUCAGUACGUGAUGUAGAAAACUGGGCACUAGGUCUUUGCUCUUCUUUAAAGACCGAAGAAAAAGUGAGAGAUGUCACCAGUGCUCAAAUGUUGAAAGCUGAACAUGAAAGAUUAAAAGCUGAAAUUGAAGCAAGAGAAGGAACUUUUGGAACCAUUGUAAAUGCUGGAGAAGAAAUGAUCGAAAAUGGACAUUAUGCUCAUGAGGAAAUUCGUGAACGUUUAGACCACCUCCUUGGCAUUCGUGGUGAUCUGCAUACUGCAUGGCACAAGAAAAAGAUCUACCUUGAUCAGCUGUGUGACUUGCAAUGCUUCUUAAGGGACGCAAAACAACUGGACACUCUGAGUAGCCAACAAGAGGUUUACUUAUCUAGUUCUGAUGUUGGAAAUACAGUCGAGGAGGUCGAUGUUUUGGUUAAGAAACAUGAAGCAUUUGAGAAGCUACUUGCCACACAAAAUGAAAAGUUGAUCUCACUUCAAGACCACGGAGAAAAACUUUUGCAGCAAAAUCAUUUUGAUUGCGAAACAAUUCGCACGAGAAUGUUAGAAGUGACCACAAGGAGAUCAAAAGUUCGAGACCUUAGUAACCUUAGGAGGCAAAAACUUGCUGACAGUCUUCUUUACACACAAUUUACAAGAGAUGCAACAGAGGCCGAAGCCUGGAUAGCUGACAAAAAGAAAUCUUUAGAGUCUGAACAAGAUAUGAGUCAGAUAGCAAGUCUAGAGGAUAAAAUGAGAAAGCUUCAGAAACAUCAAGCAUUCCAGGCUGAACUCUCUGCUCAUGAAAGCAACAUUCAAAAUAUAAAACAGAAAGGAGAGCUUCUGUUAUCCAAGAACCACGAGUCUUCCUCUAAAGUGAGGCAGCAACUGGAAAGGCUUUUGAAACAGUGGAAUGAGUUGAUUACCUCUUCAACCAAUUUGGGACGUGGUUUAGAAGAAGCUCAAGAUAUAUUGGAAUUUAACAAUCAAGCAGAGAAAAUUGAAGCAUGGAUUAGAGACAAGGAAAUGAUGGUUCAAGCUGGAGAUACUGGAAAAGAUUUUGAACACUGUCAAGCUCUUCAAAGGAAGCUAGAUGAUGUUGAUUCUGAUAUGCGAGUAGAUGAACUGCGAAUGAAGAACAUUAACUCUUUGGCUAAUAAGUUGAUUCGACAGGGAAGAUCUGACAAUCAGUCUGUGCAGCAAAGACAAGAAGAACUGAAUCGAAAAUGGAAAGCCUUACAGGGUGCCUUGGAAUUGUAUCGUCAAAAAUUGUCGAAUGCAUCUGAUGUCCAUGGCUUCAACAGAGAUGUCGAUGAUACAAAUGACCGUAUCAAUGAAAAAUCCUUGACACUUUCAGUUGAAGAGGAAACAAAAGACUUAAGGUCAGUUGAAGCAUGUCAACGUAAAUUAGAAACUACUGAGCGAGACAUUACAGCAAUUGAAGCAAAACUUAAAGAACAUGAUGGUGAUGCUCGCCGAUUAACUCAGAAGAAUCCAGAUGUAUCUCCACAGACAAGGCAGAAGCUGUCUGAAGUACAAGAGAAUUGGAGAAAAUUGACCAAUCUCUGCCUUAACAGGAAACAGACACUAUCAUCUGCUUACACUUUGCACAAAUUUUUGGCUGAUUUCAGUGAACUAGAAUCUUGGGUGAAUGAUAUCACUAACCGAAUGAAUUCUGAUGAGUUAGCCACAAAUAAUUCUGAAGCUCAGAGUAUGUUACAACUUCACCAAGAGCGAAAAGCUGAAAUCAAUGGUCGCCAGGAAGCUAUUAAGAAUCUAAAGGAAUUUGGGCAUCGUCUUGUUCAACAAAAACACCCAUCAAAAGACUUAGUUGAAACUAAACUUCAACAUUUAGAUGAACUGAGGAAAACUCUAACUCAAAUUUGGGAAGAAAGGAAGCACAUGCUCACCCAAUGCAGAGACUUACAGGUUUUCAAAGAACAAAUUGAGACAGCAGAGUCUUGGCUUUCAGCAAAAGAAGCUUUUCUAAAUAAUGAAGAUUUAGGGGAUUCCAUGUCCAGCGUAGAAGCUCUAGUUAAAAAACAUGACAAUUUUGAGAAAACGAUGAGUGCCCAAAGUAACAAGAUCAAGGAGUUAGAAACAUUUUCCACUGAACUCAUAGCUGCGAAGCACUAUGACAACGUAGCCAUCCAAAGUCAGUGCCAAGCAGUGUGCAAUAAGUUGGACAAGCUGAAAGAAAGUGCUCUGAUACGAAGAAAAAAGUUGCAAGAAUCCAGAGAGUUGCAAAAGUUUCUUCGCAAUAUCUAUGAGGUUGUUGGCUGGAUAAAUGAGAAGUUCCAGGUUGCGUCGGAUGAAUCCUAUAGAGAUCCAACCAAUCUCCUGAGUAAAAUUCAAAAACAGGCUGCGUUUGAGGCUGAAUUGGCUGCCAACAAAGCCAGAGUGGAUGCAGUGAUUGGAGAGGGGGAAAGACUGAUUAACGGUGGGCAUUAUGCAUCUUUCCAAAUACAGAACCUUUUACAAGACUUGGAAAUGCAUUGGAGACAGCUACUAGACCAAACUGCCCUCAAGAAAGAACGAUUGCAAGAUGCAUAUCAGGCUUUGCAAUUUAAUAGAAUGUUAGAUGAGUUGGAUGUUUGGAUGGAUGAAAUUGAAAUUCACCUUCAGUCUGAAGAUCAUGGAAAGGAUCUCACUGCAGUGCAAAAUCUACUCAAAAAACACCAUCAUUUGGAAACAGAUAUAAAUAACCACGCUGAAAAUAUUGAACAAAUAAAAGAUUUGAACAUCAGCUUUCAGAAUAGCAAUCAUUUUCUGAAGGAGGAAAUUGAAGAAAAGGCUUUGACCACUGUAAACAGGUAUCAGUCCUUGCAUGAUCCCGUACAAAUUAGAAGAGAAAACUUGGAAGAUUCUCUACUUCUUCACCAAUUCAAUCGUGAUGUGGAAGAUGAACUCUCAUGGAUUUGUGAAAAAGAACCACUUGCUGCAUCAGCAGAUCUGGGCAAUAAUCUUGUCACUGUACAAAAUCUACAAAAGAAACACCAGGCACUGGAAGCUGAAAUUCAGGCCCAUGAACCUCUGAUAAGCACAGUGAUAAGCAAAGGCAAGCAGAUGAUACGCAUCGGACAUUUUGCAUCGACCAGUGUGGAGGCUAAGCUGAACCAAUUACAAUCUUCCCUUCAACAAUUGAAAGAUUUAUCUAGCAUAAGAAAGUUAAGACUUCUAGAUGCUGUGGAAUCUCAGACAUUUUAUUCAGAAGCAGCUGAAGCUGAAUCUUGGAUUCGAGAGAGAAAACCCCUUUUAGCAAGUUCAGAUCUUGGAAAGGACGAAGAUUCAGUGCAGUCUUUGUUGAAGAAGCUAGAUGGACUUGAAAGAGACAUUGACAAUUACAAUAACAAUAUCAUCAAGCUCGCCAAACUGAGUCAGGGUCUGAUUGAAAGAGGUCAUUUUGAUAGUGAGAAUAUACAAGAGAAACAGAAACAAGUAGAGAUCAGCUACAAUGAAUUGAAACAAUUAUCUGAAGAAAGAGGAUAUCGACUGCAAGAAAGUAAAAGGUUAUUCCAUUUCUUACGCGAUGCUGACGAAGUCGCUGCCUGGAUACAAGACCAAAUGGUGAUUGCCAGUUCUGAAGAUUAUGGCAAGGAUGUUGAACAUGUUGAAAUUUUGAUUCAGAAGUUUGAAGGAUUUCUGAGUACCGUCCAUUCGAAUGACGACAGAGUUGCAAAUUUGGAGAAUGCAGCUGCAACAUUAUUAAAAGAGAAUCAUCCAGAAUCUAAUAGAAUUAUCUCCAGAAGUAGUGAAAUCUCGCACAUGUGGGAAGAACUUAAAGAGUGUGCUCAGUCAAGACAAGAGGCUCUUGCUGGAGCCAAGCAAGUUCACACUUUUGACAGAAGUGCAGAUGAAACUAUUAGUUGGAUUCUAGAGAAAGAUAAUGUACUAUCCAAUGAAGAUUAUGGUCAUGAUUUGGAAACUAUACAAACUUUAGUCAGGAGGCAUGAAGGUUUUGAAAGGGAUUUAGCAGCUGUAAAGGAGCAGGUUGUAGCUUUGGUAGAGGAAGCCAGGAGACUCGCUACUCAAUUCCCAGAUGCAAAAGAGCACAUUGAUGUCAAACAUGAAGAUGUCGCUGAGGCAUGGAAUCAGCUGCUUGAAAAAUCAGCUGAAAGAAAAGAUAAACUACAACAAGCAGAACAGUUGCAGGCCUAUUUCGAUGACUACAGAGAACUCAUGGCAUGGUCUAGUGAAAUGAUGGCUCUCAUAACAUCUCAUGAAUUAGCAAAGGAUGUCGCAGGUACAGAGUCGCUUGUGGCUCGCCACAAAGAAUACAAAGCAGAGAUAGACACACGGCUGGACAACUUCAACAAGUUUUUUGAAACUGGCGAAAGUAUCAUAGACUCUGGUCAUUUUAUGGCCGAUGAAAUCAAAGACAAAAUUCAUAGGUUGAAAAGUUCACUGUCGCAACUUCAAUCCACUUGGGAGAAACGUCAAGUUAUUUAUGAUCAAAGUCUGGAUGCGCAGAUAUUCAAGAGGGAUGCUGAAUUACUAGAAACUUGGCUUUCUAGUCGAGAACCCAUACUGUUCAACAAAGAAUGUGGUGAUUCCAUAUCUGAUGUUGAAGAACUUAUUAGGAAACAUGAAGAUUUUGAAAAAACUAUUGAAGCACAGGAGGAAAAAUUCCUGGCUUUGAAACGUAUUACAAAGAUUGAAGAUGCAUUUACAAAACAAAAGCAAGAGGAAGAGCAGAAUCGAAAAGCUGAAGCUCAAAAGAAAGAACAGGAAAGACUUGAUGCAAUAAAGAGGAAAGAGCAAAAGAGAAUUCUCGAAGAAAGACGGAAGGAGGAUGAAAGGCGACGAACACAAGAAAUCGUUCUCAAAAAACCUAAUGACGAAAGACCAAUUGAAUUUGAAGUGGACGCUCCCUCCCCUGGUCUCAUUCCCGAAAUCCGACACCCACCCGGGCUCUACCGAUCUCCGAGUCAGAAAAGUUUAGAUGGCGACAACAAACUAUCGGUCAAAAGAGGAGAAAGCAUGAGGAUUGAAAAUUUGGGAGCCUGGAAACCGGAAUCACCCGCUCACAUGAAGCGAUCCGAGAGCAUGAGGUUAGACGAAAGACAAAAGAAACCUAAACGAACACCGAGUUUCACCACACGCAGGCGUACCCAAAGCUUCCGCCGGCAGAGAACACCGGCUGAUUUACCACCAGUCGAAAUCGAAGGGUUUUUGGACCGGAAACAGGAGUUACAGAGUGGUGGAAAAAGGGCAACUAUUAGAUCCUGGAAGACUUACUAUACUGUCGUCUGUGGUCAACUUUUGUGCUUUUUUAAAGACAAAGAAGCAUUUGUGGACAAUAGUGCUGCUGCACCCCCUGUCAGUCUACUUCAAGCCAAAUGUUCUAAAGCCAUUGAUUACACCAAAAAGAAACACGUGUUCAGGCUUCAGCUGGUAGAUGGUGCUGAAUUCCUAUUCAUGGCCCAUGACGAAAAGACAAUGUACGAUUGGAUGAAUAAAAUAGCGUUCCACGCAGCUUUGCCUCCCAGCAUGCAACUUAUGCGAUAUGAAACUCAUAAAAGCAAUAGCUCAGACAGUGUUAACUCCAGUCUUAAGGCAUCUGUUGCGAGUGAAGACAGUGCUCAUGGAAUGCACGCCAAUGACCUGCAAGACACGACAUCUGCAACAUCCAGCCAAGCUUCCACUCCAGAGUUCAGGCGUAAUGUAGCCGCAGCUCAGUCUACUCAAGAGAGAACUUUGUCAAGUAGGCCACAUCCUCCCCCCUAUGAGGAGGCUUUGUUGAGGGAUAAGUCUAAACCUCCUAUACCGCCUAGAAAUGCUCCUCCUAGAUCCAUUCCUGAUCCUCCCCAUAAAACUAAUGGUAAAGAAUCAGCAAUAUCUGUUAAAAGUAGAAUAGAAAUGUUUCAAAAUCAACAGCAUGCAGUACCGCCCCCUAUUGCUCCUAGAGUAGUUUCAUAUCCUAAUACCCAUCCACACCAUAAUGGUUCUGCCAUACAAAAUAAUCGAAAGUCGCAACCUCUCAGUCGAGACUAUCAACAAGGUAUUGAUGAAAAUUCAUACAGUGAUACGGAUCACUCUAGUUUGUCUUUAAAUUCUGCUCCUCCUCCUUUACCUCAAAAACCCCCUCCCCAAGCUUUUCCAUCUCACAACAUUCCCGAUUCAGAUGACGACUGGCAUCAUAUGUCUGAGGGUGAAACAGACAAACAUGCUAUCUACAGGAAGCAAGAACUUAGAGGACAAAAUUCUGACUUUGUAAGUUAUAGACAGUCCUAUGAAUCUACAGAGACAUCAAGGCAUUUAUCACUUCCUUACAAAGUGCAGCCAAUGCCAUCUGGUGGCCAGAACCGUCCAUUCUCCACAUUAGAAGUCCGCUCGAGGACCACCUCGUCUGAGGGUUCUUCCGAAGGUGAAGUAGUUACUAAUGACAGGAAAAUCAAGGAAAAGAAAAAAGGAGGAAUGUUUGGUUUUCUCAAAAAGAAAUAAUUAAGUCCACUUUUAUUAUAAAUGUAAAAUAAGAGAUUAUAUAUUUUGUACAUAGACUCAAAACUCAAGAGUUGCAUUUAACAAACUGAAAGAAAAGUGUUUUGUGUUUCGUCUGUAUAUAUAUUUAGAGAUGAAUUCUAAUUAUAUUACUUACAUGGCUCUAUGAAUCUCACUAUUGUGAAUCAUGUUUUGUGACAGCUAUUUAAAAUUUUGAGGCUAUUCUCUAUAGUUUUGUUUUGAAGAGCACGCCAUACCGUGGAAGAAAAUUUUCGUUGCAAAUUCUCUUUCUCCUACAUUACUAAUUUAAAGUGUAUAAAAAGUGAGUUCAGACAAACCUAGAGUAAUCCAUGAAGUUUCAAAUACCGAAAAGAAAAUUAUAAAAUAUACAAAUGAAAAUAAAUUAUAAGAUGAUAUUAGAACGCAACGAAGAAGUUCUCUUCUAAUAAUUUGUUUGCAUUUUAAUAUUUUGAAGUAUAUUUCUCAGCAAUUGAAACUUCAUGACAAACUCUAGGUUACUUUUUUUUUCCUUUUAAAUUAGUAAUGAAGGAUAAACAGAAUUUGCUGCGAAAAUUUUCUUCCACGGUAUGGCGCGCUCUUAAGAAUCUAUUGAACUACAAUUUGAUUGAUAGUAGUUUGAAGUCAAUUUUAACUGACAAAUUUCAUUUUGUAAUGAAUUGUUACUAAAAAAAAUAAGUGUAUGUGACAGUUUUUUAAAAUUCUGAGACUAUUAUUUAUACUUUUAAGAAUUCAUUAAGUAACAAUUUGAUUAAUAGUAGCUUGAUGCAAUUAUUAAUGGAGUCAACUUCAACUGAAAAAACUUGAUUUUGUGAUGAAGAAAAGAUAUAAGUGUCUGUGACACCAGUUUACUGUGUAAUCGAUGGGUUAACUGCAAGAUUUUUAUUUUCUGGUAGAGAAGUUUUAUAUUUUAUUUAAAUCUUGAAUAAUAUUUUAUAUAUAAAUGCAUAAAAUAUGGAGAUAAUUUAAAUCUCAACCAAUUAAUCUUUUUUCUUUUCAGUUAUAAACUGAACAAUUUUAAAUAAAUUGUGAAGAAAAAUAUUUUAUUUAUAUGAAGUUUUAUAUUUUAGUAAAACAUUUAGGAAUAUUUUUAACAUAAAUGUGAAAAAUAUGCAAUUAAUUUAUAAAUGGGAAUGAUUUUACUUGUUGAACUUACAAUAGAUAUGUAUUGAAUGAAAAUUUAUAAUAAGAUAUAUUUUUUCAAAGUAAUAUAAGUAUAUUAUAUAUAUAUUUCAAAUUAAGAGUGAUUAUUAAUGUUUUAUAAUAUUUUAAAAAUUGUGUAGUUAAAAAAAAAAAUCUUGAACAAAGUUUCUACUCUAGAAUAUAAAAACUGUGCAAUAAAUACGUAUAUUUUAAUCGAGUCAUAUCAGUACUCAAUAAAUAUUUUGUUACAUUUUUA
Molecule: messenger RNA, 14205 nt
Organism: Parasteatoda tepidariorum (common house spider)
Lineage: Eukaryota; Metazoa; Arthropoda; Arachnida; Araneae; Theridiidae
Source: RefSeq, a predicted model, not a curated record